Molecule: messenger RNA, 744 nt
Organism: Anisakis simplex (herring worm)
Lineage: Eukaryota; Metazoa; Nematoda; Chromadorea; Rhabditida; Anisakidae
Source: the annotation of a GenBank genome assembly
AUGUUUUUUGUGGAAGUAAUCCGAUUUUGUUGUUUGUUCUUUAAGGAACUCUAUGCGAAAGGCCAUGAGAAUGUGUGCGUUAUGUUUGCGAGUAUACCGAAUUUCAAGGACUUCUGGGGACAAUGGGAUACAUCCAGAAAAUUGGAGUGCUUGCGACUUCUUAACGAGAUCAUUUGUGAAUUUGAUAAGUUGCUUUCAAAGCCAAAAUUCAGUAGUAUUGAAAAAAUCAAGACCGUCUCCAGUACGUAUAUGGCAGCCGCAGGUCUGAACGAACAGGAAACUGUCGAAGACGAUUGCGUUAGAUUUAUGAAAGUGUUCCAGGCCUAUCGUAAUGCUGCCGUGAUGGUGGAGUUUUCGGCAGCAAUGUGCUCCAUUUUGGAUCAACUCAAUAGGGACUCAUUUCAAAAUUUCCAACUUCGAAUCGGCAUGAGUAGUGGACCAUUGGUAGCGGGUGUAAUUGGUGCACAAAAGCCACAAUACGAUAUUUGGGGGAAUACAGUAAACUUGGCGAGUCGUAUGGACACCUAUGGGGAAUCGCGUAAAAUUCACAUGACUGAAGAAAUGGGAAAAUUACUGCAACGAGGCGGUUAUUCAGUGCAGAGCCGGGGUAAAGUCAAAGUUAAAGGUGUCAAAGAACCGAUCGAGACGUAUUUUUUGUCGUUGGAUUCGAAACGAAAUUCAUCGAUCAGCCUAAGCUCACAACCGUAUUCACUUCUGCAAAGACACCAACAAAAUUCUCUUUAA